UUCCCGGCUCCCCUCGGCGCCCUUCGGCCCUUCCCGGCUCCCCUCGGCUCUCUUCGGCCCUUCCCGGCUCCCCUCGGCGCCCUUCGGCCCUUCCCGGCUCCCCUCGGCCCGGCCCAGCCCGGGCGAUGGCGGCGGGCCGCCGAUCGCCGCCCGGUGGCUGCUGCCCGUCGCGGGUGGCGGUGCCCAGCGUGCACCAGAGCCUGCCCGAGAUGGACUUCGAGCGGGGGAUCUGGUCGGCGGCGCGGGACGGGGACGAGCGGCGGGUGCGGGAGCUGCUGGAGCGGCGGGGGGAGCCCAGCCAGCCCGACCUGGCGGGGUACACGGCGCUGCACUACGCCAGCCGCAACGGGCACCUGGGGGUCUGCCAGCUGCUGCUGCAGCACGGUGCCCGCUGCAACGCCCGCACGCCCGGCGGUGCCACCCCCCUGCACCGCGCCAGCUACUGCGGCCACCUGGCCAUCGCCCGGCUGCUGCUGAACCACGGCGCCGAUGCCACCGCCGCCGACGAGGACGGCCGCACCAGCCUGCACAAGGCGGCUGAACAAGGACACCGGGAGCUCUGCGCCCUGCUGCUACAGCACAGCCCGGCGCUGGCCGGCAUCCGCGAUGCCAAGGGCCGGCGGCCCCACGACGUGGCCCACCCGGCGGUGGAGGACCUGCUGGCUACCUGAGGGGGACACGGUGGGGCCGGGAGAGCUGGAGCCACUGUGCCAUGGGACACGUCUGAUGGAUAAACCAAGCCCCUGGUACCAAA
Falco peregrinus (peregrine falcon) is the source of this 754-nucleotide messenger RNA. It is a transcript of the gene ANKRD39, whose product is annotated as ankyrin repeat domain 39. The record is from RefSeq and is a predicted model, not a curated record. Lineage: Eukaryota; Metazoa; Chordata; Aves; Falconiformes; Falconidae. Gene Ontology annotation, molecular function: protein binding. Bases 126 to 671 code for a protein of 181 amino acids. The transcript has 4 exons.